Exophiala spinifera is the source of this 1392-nucleotide messenger RNA. RefSeq lists its product as uncharacterized. The transcript has a single exon. Gene Ontology annotation, biological process: intracellular signal transduction; intracellular monoatomic cation homeostasis; protein phosphorylation. The record is from RefSeq and is a predicted model, not a curated record. NCBI's taxonomy places the organism in Eukaryota, Fungi, Ascomycota, Eurotiomycetes, Chaetothyriales, Herpotrichiellaceae. Gene Ontology annotation, molecular function: protein serine/threonine kinase activity; ATP binding. Bases 1 to 1392 code for a protein of 463 amino acids.
AUGUCGGUCAUGACUAGUCAACCACCGCCUCCAUCACGGAGCUCAACCGGCCUCAACUUCCUGUCCAAAAUCAAGUCACACAAAGAACCCAAGUAUUCGACCCCGCAAAGACCAAGAUCCGUUCGCCGAAGCGGCAGUUAUGGAAGCAGUAAUGACCAGACGAGGCGAGCGUCGUUGUUUUCAGUGCCCGCACAGGAAGGAGCAGGGCUGAAGUCUCGACGUCUUAGUGCCAAUCCUCUAGAUGAGUUUGUGGUUGACGUGUGCCCUCUGGAAGACGAGUUUGUGUCAGCAUCCAAGAUUGGUCGGCGGAAGGAGGUCGGUAGAGGCGCUAGUGCAACUGUGAAGAUCAUGCUGAGAAGAGGUGACAAAAGAUCCGACGGUGCCCCUCUGUUUGCUGUGAAAGAGUUCCGAAAGCGGUCGACAAGAGAAACAGAGGAAGAGUAUGUUCGCAAGGUCAAGUCAGAAUACACUAUUGCUAAAUCUGCGAAUCAUCCCAAUAUUGUCAGGACUGUUCGGCUGUGCACGAGCAACGAUCGGUGGAAUCAUGUGAUGGAGUUCUGCCAGCAAGGUGAACUUUUCAGUCUCGUUGAGCGAAAGUAUUUCAAGGCCGAGGACCGUAAUUGCAUCUUCAAGCAGGUACUGAGGGGUGUUGGUUACUUGCACGAACAUGGCAUUGCCCAUAGAGACAUCAAGUUGGAGAACCUGCUCAUGACCGACGAAGGACACAUCAAGAUUACAGACUUUGGAGCGUCGGAGGUAUUCUGUGGUGAUCAUCCCGGCAUUGCAUCAUCUCGAGGACUUUGCGGUCAAGGGAUGCGGGAACAUCGAAUGUCGCCAGCAGGAAUCUGUGGAUCGAGACCGUACAUUUCUCCUGAAGUGCUUGCCGAGAACCGAGAGUAUGACCCUAGCAAGCUCGAUGCUUGGAGCUGUGGUAUAUUGUUCAUGACGAUUUUCUUGGUCGGCAAUCCAUGGCAGAGUGCUCGCAAGCACGAGUCCAACUACGCAGCAUUCUUGAAAGGCUGGGAGGCCUUUCUUUCUGGAUCCGACGAGGCGGCCAUCGAUGAGAACAGCUAUCCUCAGUGUGGUCCAAUUUUCAAUGCUUUGCCUUCACAUUCACAGCGUCGUUGUAUACUCAAAUUGCUUCACCCAGAUCCUAACCAGCGAUGCACUGUGGUUGAGGCGCUAAAUGAUCGGUGGAUCAAAAGCAUCGAUUGCUGCUCACCAGAAACUCUGGGACCGACCUUCACCAACAUUGAUGUGACGAAGAUGGGGUCUGAUAGAAUAGCUGCGAGAAUGCGAGUACAGGCAAAGCACAACCAUUUGCCGCCACCAGUAAAGCGAUUACCACAACAUCGAUUUGACAUGGGCGAUGGUACGUCAAGAUAUGAUUGA